AUGCCGUUGUUCGAACGGGAUCGCUACCAGAGGCUGGACGGCGGGGGCGCUAGCGCCGGCACCACCCGCAGGCCGCCGCCGUUGUCGUCAUUCUACUCGUCGGCGACCCUCGUUGUCUUCGUGGCGCUCUGCCUCAUCGCCACGUGGAUGAUGGUGUCGUCCAACAACAUCGCGGUCACCGUAACGCCGGAGAACAACUCGGGCGCCAAGGACCAGGACGGGUCCAUCGACGUCGCGCAGGCGAGCGACGAGGUGGCAGACACUGGCAGGAACGAUGACGUCGCCGCCGCCGGCGGCACGCAGUCGACCGAGGACAGUGGGGACACUGGCAAGAAAGAUGAUGGAAGCAUGAAGGAGGACGCCGGAGACACCGGCAACAAAGAUGAUGGCAGCGGUGGCGACGGUUCACAGACGAAGGAUGACACUGAUGGGGGCACCGGCAUCAACAAGGACGAUGGCGCUGGCGCCGCGCAGACGACAGAACCUGUCACUACUGUCGGUAACGAUGUCAACCAGAGCGACGAUGGGGGGGGGAGAAUGGAUGCGACAGGCAACAGCACCGCCAGAGGCACGGACGUGGAGGACUCCAGCUAG
This is a messenger RNA of Miscanthus lutarioriparius, 594 nucleotides long. The record is from the annotation of a GenBank genome assembly. Lineage: Eukaryota; Viridiplantae; Streptophyta; Magnoliopsida; Poales; Poaceae.